Molecule: messenger RNA, 1605 nt
Organism: Ambispora gerdemannii
Lineage: Eukaryota; Fungi; Glomeromycota; Glomeromycetes; Archaeosporales; Ambisporaceae
Source: the annotation of a GenBank genome assembly
AUGGAAAUUCCGAGUGCACGACUACAGAAAAGACUUAUUGGCCCAUGUAUUAUUUGUGGAGCAGAAGGGUUUGAAGGUAAGUUUCGAAGGUUUACUGAAGACGCUUACCAGAAAGACCUACAGCAUGGAACCUUGAAUUCUACAUGGAUACUAAAUGUUACUCAGUUUUGUAACAGUCAUUACAUGAGUUAUAUUGUGAAUGGUAUUAAUACUGAGAAAAGUGUCAAGACAUCUGAGAGCACUAUUUCUUUAAAGAGACGUCAACGAGAGCGGAAAAUGAAGCCAUCAGAGAUGAGUGACGAUGAAAGAAUCAGUGAGAUUAAUUUUAUUGAAUGUGUUAGAUCGAUGGCACACAUAUUUUAUGCGAGAGAAAAGAAAGAAAGAAAACCACCGAUAUAUGAUUGGAAGUUGCUUCGGAUGGAUUUGGAGUCAGAAGACAUUCAUCUCAAAUCAUUUCUCAACCUGCUUGAGAAACUGAUUAAUUCGAAUGAUAGAGACCUUGUGGAUCAUACUAUCUCACAACGACAGAAAGGUCUCUCGUUCUUAUGUCAUUUUCUCGCAGGGAUCGGAAAUAAACAUAUCAACGCAUUGAAAAAAGACAUUGCUAUAUUUUUGGAUCAUUCAGGUACCUCUGAUCAAGCAAUCGAUACUUUAUCUAACAUGCAGUUGAGUUCUACGUCAAGGGAGAAUCGACGUGGGAAAAAUAUCAUAUCUUCUAUUCAUAGAGAUAAUGUCACAAGAGAGCUUGUAAAGUAUCAGGCGAAUGCGUUAAUUGCUAAUAUCGAUGAUUAUCACAACAUUCAUGGUUUACACAUUCCAACAACUACGUCGACCAGUACGGUUGCUCACAUGACUACAGUUCUUGCCAUCCUGAUAUCUACAGCAAAAAAUCAGUUUAUGGCUCUUCUAUCUCAAUCGUUUAAUGAUCGGUUUGCAAGAAAACCUGCUUACGCUGAAAAUGAUUUACUUGAUAAUCUAACGCUUAAUUUACAUUCGACGGAGGCAUACAUUAAAGCUAUGGAGACGUUUGCAUCCUUUCCAGAAUUUCACAAAUAUUUCCAGCACAAUGUUAUUCCAUUAGUUGCUGAUUGGCCAGGUCAAAUACUUCCUCGAAAAGUGAUUACAAUGCAACAACAACAAGCGCGAAAGAAUAUUCAAACAGAAACAGAUACGCCUGAACAACUUUCAAGAACGGCUUGCAUUAUCAAUUGUCUUCAUCAUGAUAAUGUGUUUCAGAAUACAUUCGUUUCGACAACAAAAUAUCCUUAUUGUAAAGAAGAUCUAAUAGGUUUAACUAACAAAGCAUCUAUCUUUCUUCUAGAACUGUUUGCUGAUAUUAAAAACAACACUGGGAAAAGCGAAUGGACAAAACGUGACAAAAACAAAGUUUCAUGCCAUCUUGCAACUCUUAAUAUAGAUAUAAAUCAACGGCAUUUGCCAAUGGCGUUCAGUUCAGAAUACCCUCCAAUUACAGAUAUGAGUAUCGGUGAAGAUGAUUUUGAGGUUGAUCUCAAUCAAGAAAAAGAAGUUCAAUCAACGGAUAAUGAUAAUGGAGUCGAAGACUUAUCAAAGCAACCACUAUUUAAUCUAAAAACUUCAAAUUAG